Durusdinium trenchii is the source of this 2373-nucleotide messenger RNA. The record is from the annotation of a GenBank genome assembly. Lineage: Eukaryota; Dinophyceae; Suessiales; Symbiodiniaceae.
AUGGCUCCAGCCCAGCCAACAGCUCCAGCGCAGCCGACAACUCCAGCUCAGUGCGUGGCGCCCACCAUUGAUCUCGACCUCGAGGAUUCGCAGCCAUGGGAAGCUUCCCAGGAGAUGACAGAAACUCAGCAUCAGCUACUUUCCAAUGCUUCAAUCUACGCACACGCCAAUUCUUUCACUGAUGCUUCCAUGGAAAGGUUUGUUGCCGCAUCGGUGUGGACCCCAGAUGCGUCAGCAGCAACAGCAGCCCAAGGCGCAGGCAUUGCACAGACCGGGAAUGGGAUCCCGCAACGUGCUCUACCUGCAGACUUCCACAGGGCCAACACCCUUGAUCGUGGAAUGGACGCUCUGACCGCCCAAAACCUAGCUGUGGCUCCGGAGUCGCAAGCCGGACACGCAGCGCGAGAAGCUGCCAAAAGGAAGCGAGCCAAGGAUGACCCAGAAGCUUUGCCAUUUGUAUCAGAGCGGGAGAAAAGCCAAUACGAUGCUUACUGGAACAAGUUCCGUCGCGGAAACCCCUUGUCUUCAUCUUCAACGACAGCCGGCUCGCCAACUCAGAGCCUUUCCGGUCAAGAGUCUGCAGGGGCCAUGCAGCGCCAGGGGAGCAGUAGCGACUGCUUUUCCUGUCCUCCGACUCCAUCAUCUUCCGCUGCAUCUUCUUCACUGCUUCAGACUAUGCAACAGUUAGGUUUCACGACUCUGCUCUCAGAUUCUGACGCCCGGAAAGUCUUGGAAGAGUUGAUCGGCAACAAGAAGGAAUCGCCUUCGCAUGAGCAGCCCGUUGUGCUUCCAGAGACAAAGCUGUCCCGGCGUGGCACUAUUUACAGCCCUGAAGGCGAUCUGCAGGCCAUGCAGUUGCCUGAUUGGCCCCUCAUUCACCGUGAAGGAGACAAGUCCGCCUUGGUCGACAAGGCUCUUGCUUGUGGCCACCCUGUGAUCACCGUCCCACGCACCGCCACCGCAGCAGACAUUCCAGCAGAACUGUUGCAGAGUACGCCAACCCAACAGGCAGAACCUUCAGCCAUGCAGCCCACCCCACAGCAGCAGCAGCAGCACUCAACAACCGCAAAAGUGGAAACUCCACUUGCACCGCAGCCAGAGGCGAUUCCAGCAGUAAACAUUCCAGUGCCCAUGGAAGUGGAAGUUCCAGCAGCAACUGCUCCGCAGGCUUCACCAGCGCAGCCAUGUCCGCUUGCUCCAGCACAGUGCCCUGCAGAGGCGAUUCCAGUGGUAAACAUUCCAGUGCCCAUGGAAGUGGAGGUUCUAGCGCCAACUGCUCUGCAGGCUUCACCAGCACAACCAUGUCUGCCUGCUCCAGCGCACCAGGCUUUGCCGACUCCAGCAGGUCAAGCACCAACUGCUCCACAGACUUUGCCAGCGCAGGCCGCAGGUCUGCCUGCUCCGCCAGCUCGACCAGAGCCUGUUCAACCAACGCCUCCCGCGGCACCAGCGCAUCCACAGCUUGAGUUGGGCGACAAAUGCAACAGCAGCACACAUCCAGCUGAAUUUGCCGCCUUCAAGCGUUUUUGCCAAUCGAACCCUGGGGCAAAAGAAGUGUGUGAUGCCUUCAAGAAAGGUGGAGAGGCCCGUAUGGCAGCUUUCCGAAAGUUUGUCAUGGCCAAUGGAAAAGGAAUGGCCGUUGAAGCGGUCAUGAAGUUCCAGCGUCAGAGUGAACAAACCGACAAGGAUGGUGGCGAAUACCUCACCUGGCUUGAGGUUUUGGGUUUCUUCAACAAAGACGCCGAGCAGGACACCAUCGCGAUCGAGCUUGGCGUGGAACCUACCACCGCCAUCGAUUUGAUGUCCAUGCUCGAGCAGCAUAACAACCCAAUGCUUGCAUCAGCUCCGGCUCGCCAGGCUUUGCCAAGUCCUCGUGAAGAGCCAGGUACGGCCGGCCACGCUGCCAAUGGGGAGCAGAAGGAUGAAGAGAGGAAGGGAAAGGACAAGAACAAAGCCAAGAAACCGAAGGUCCAUGUCAAGGGGUCGGCCCUCGAGUGCGAGAUCCUCAUGGAGGACAAUCUUCCUUCGUUUGUUGGAGCUUGGGUUGCCAAAGCGGCCGACUCAGAAGGUCAGGCGGCCACGAUCUCCGCUCAGCUUGAAGCAUUCGAGUCUCAAGAGCAGCUUGCCAGCUUGAUCAAAUCCAGUGGCGAUGGAUUAGGCAAGUGCAGAAAGGAUAUGGUGGCCUUGGACCCGUCGAACUUGACAGUCGAGGGUGUGAGCGAAGUUCUCCAAAGGGCCAGAACCUUUGUUGAGGCCUUCAAGAAGCACACUAAGACCGCCAACCAGUUGAAUCUUGGGAUUGCAGCGGCGAAGCGGCAAUCGGCCCCUAAGAAGGCCAAGGCGAAAGCAAAGGCCAAGGCCGACGAUGAGUGA